AUGCCGCCACGCCAGACGGCCGCACGCAAAAACCCUGCUCCAGACACAGAUACCCCUCUUCGCCUGCGCACACGCCCACUUGUCAAUGCGGACGGCAGCAUGAAUGUGGUGCGCCAAGAUGAUGAUGCUAGUAAUAGCGGCUUGCUCGACUUGGCACCCACCAUGCUACGCUUGCACACGCCUGUGCUUGGCGGCGACGACAAUAGCAGCCAUGGCCAUGCAGCAGUAGCAGCAGAAACGGCAGCACCAGCGUGUGUACAUACACCUGUCCUUGACGGGGAUACUGUGCGAAUGCCACCUCCGUUGCAGGGAAAGCAGCGGGCACGAAAAGUGUCCAAGAACGACGCGCCAUGGAACCGGACGCGCCCGACGCGAUCAUCCACAAGCAACGUGUCGAUAUCGUCAGACGAAUCGCACGGCAGUGUCAUUGUGCACGACACUCACCAGGCGCAAGUACGUGGGCGGGAGUGGGACGCGGAGCCGUUUGCGAUGCCAGUGCCGACGGCGACGUCGUCAAACCACGUGUCGUCACAGCCGACAGCAUCGGCAUCAGCAUCGGCAUCAGCGUCGGCAUCAGCGUCGGCAUCGUCAUCCCAUACGCUGCCAGCGCGACUUCGCCGCUGGAUGCACGAUGCCAUGAAGCAGCAUCUGUACGAGACGGCCAUCUUCUGGGGACAACAAGUGGUUGCACUCGAGACAUCAGAAGCCGCCUACAACGACGCGUACUGGCUAGCACAGGCAUACUUUCUCACGCACCAAUAUGAGCGCGCAGAACAACUUCUCACUACGCCAUUGCGCUGCGGUGCUUUUCCGCUCAAGCCCAACAUGAGGGGGGAAACACCCGUUGGCACGCGUGGCGAUGCUUUGCUCGCAGCGCUUGCAGCGACACGCGCCUCGAGCGAGCUGCCGCUAUCGAUGCAGGCACGUCGACGACAUGCUGAUACGUAUGCGAGUGUAUCCGACACACCGGCUGGUGCAGACGACGACGAAGCCCACGUUGAUCGUUCGCUGGACGGCGCGACUGACAGCGUGCGAGGUACACGCGCACACGUCGCGUCCAGCACAGGCACAAAUACAUCGCGUCGACGGAAGCGCUCUGUAUCACCCAGUGAUCCAUUCCAGGCGCCGCAUGGGUUGCAUAGGUCCGUGGACGAGGAGUUUACGCAGCUCGUGGUGCGACAAGACGAGGACGAAAGCCAGGGGCCAUGCCUUGUAAAUUGGAGUUCGCCGUGCCGAUACUUAGCGGCGCAAUGCCAAGUCCGUAUCGGCAAGCUGCACGAGGCACUGGAACUGACGGGUGAGGAUCACACUCGGUGGACGGGACGUGCAUCGGCCAAGACACCCGCGCUGGACGGUGGACUGAAACUCGGGUCGAGCGUGUGUCAUUUGCGCGGACAAAUCUACCUGCGCCUAGACGAGCCAGGCAAAGCGAAAGAGGCAUUUAUGUUGGCCCUCGCCCUGGACGUGAAGAACUACGACAGUUUCUCUGCACUGAUUCACGGAAGUCUACUGGGCUCGGAUGAGCAGUGGGGCUUUGUGCAGGCGCUGGAGUACACAGCGCAAGCAGGCACCGAGCGCGACGCACAGGACGACAUGGAGUGGGUGCGACUCAUGUACACGUCGCAGCUAUCGCAGCGGACGCCAUUGCACGCGACGCAAGCCGCUCUCGCACGGCAAAAAAUGGUGGCUCGGUAUGCCCGCAUGCGUGCCCAGCCGCCCGUGCUCCAGAGUCUUGCAGAGAGUCUGUGGCAGGCGAUGCGCUAUGAAGAUGCCUACGCCGUCACACAGCAUAUCCUGGCACUGGACCCUGGGUUUUUCCUGGCAUUGCCAAUCCACACGGCCUGCAUGUACUACCUUCCCAGGCUCCGCCCGGCUCUCUUUUUGCUUGCGCACAAGCUGACCGAGGCGCACCCAGACACCUGUGAGGCCUGGUACGCCGUCGGCAUCUGGUACGCGUCGGCGAAGCGCUGGAGCGAUGCACGCCGCUACUUCAGCAAAGCAUCACUGCUGGACCCCCGGUUCGUGCCGUCGUGGAUCGCAUUUGGCCACAGUUUUGCGCUAGAGGGCGAAUCGGACCAGGCCAUCACGGCGUACUCGACGGCGGCCCGCAAGUUUCCGCAGGCCGGGCUCCCACGCCUGUUUAUUGGCAUGGAACACCUCGCACAGGGCAACCGCAGCCUCGCACAGCUGUUUCUCCAGAGUGCCGCCGAGGAACUCGUGAACGAUCCCCUCUGUGCGAACGAGCGGGGCGUUGCACUCUUCCAGGGCGGCCAGAUCGAUGAGGCACUGUCUCUUUUCCGCCAGGCCAUCCAAGCGGCGUCCGAGACACAGCAUCCCGCGUCAGCUUGGUCAGCCGUGCAUCUGAAUCUCGGUCUGGCAUACCGGCGACUGCACUGUGACAAUGAAGCGCGCGAAUGUUUCUUGCACGUCAUUGAACUAGAUGCGUCCUGUGCGCCUGCUUACAUUGCACUCGGCAUGUGCGCGCACCGGCAAGGCGACUUAGCCGACGCCGUCGGUUGGUACCAUGAGGGACUGGGCAUCGACCCACGCGACCCUAUCGGCACAGACUUGCUUGCGAUGGCACUUGACGCACGCGCCGCGCAGGGUCUUCCACAAGCUCUGUGCAUGCCAUCUAUAGCGUCCUCGUCCAUGGCCGCUGACGAGACGAGCGCGUCAAUGGACGAGUCGUCCGUGGGUCUGGCGCCUGCCUAA
This is a messenger RNA of Malassezia globosa CBS 7966, 2712 nucleotides long. RefSeq lists its product as uncharacterized. Gene Ontology annotation, biological process: positive regulation of mitotic metaphase/anaphase transition; protein ubiquitination; anaphase-promoting complex-dependent catabolic process. The record is from RefSeq and is a predicted model, not a curated record. Gene Ontology annotation, cellular component: cytoplasm; anaphase-promoting complex. Gene Ontology annotation, molecular function: protein binding. The transcript has a single exon. Lineage: Eukaryota; Fungi; Basidiomycota; Malasseziomycetes; Malasseziales; Malasseziaceae. The coding region runs from base 1 to 2712 and encodes 903 amino acids.